CAUUACAGUUUGUGUAAGAGUGUGUGUGUGUGUGAGAGAGAGAGAGAGAGGUCCACCAAGCAAAUAUUUAGUCUUUACCAAAACCCAACCCUAAUCCAAACCCUUUUGAAGCCCAAGAAGACAGCUAAAUCUAUCUCAGCUCACACCAACUUGUUCAAAACUUCCAUGGAUAAGUACACAUCCAUCAUAGAUCUCAGCAGCAAAUCAUAGUCAAAGGCCGCCGUCAAGAGCGCCGGAAAGUGGAGAGAGAUGGUGGAUUCAGCUGAAAUUUUGGUGGCAGCAGACCCCGUAAAAACAAGCCAAGAAUCUACUCCUACUCUUUUUUGAUAAUUUUUUCUGCAGGAUUGCUUCUUUCCUCAGUUUCUUCAAUCCAAGAUUUUGUUGCAGAGGUGAGAGAAAAGAUUGAAUAUGGAUAAUCAUUCACUUCCGCCACCGUUCCACACGAGGGAUUUCAAUUUGCAGCACCAUCUCCACCACCAGAACCAGAAUUCCGAGGAUGAGCAGAGUGAAACCACUGGCCUGAAUAUGGGACAGAAGCGAAACCGUGAUGAGGGGAAGAGUGAUUCGGCCGGAAAAGAUGGCGGCAGCGGUGCUGCGGAAGGAGAAAUGUCCGCCAACAGACGGCCGAGAGGCCGGCCUGCCGGUUCGAAAAACAAGCCAAUUCCGCCGAUCAUAAUCACCCGAGACAGCGCCAACGCGCUCCGGACCCAUGUCAUGGAAAUCUCCGAUGGCUGCGACAUCAUGGACUGCGUGGCGAAUUUUGCGCGGAGCCGCCAGAGAGGGGUUUGCAUCAUGAGUGGGAGUGGGAAUGUGACGAAUGUGACCCUAAGGCAGCCGGCGUCGCCAGGGCAAGUUGUGACAUUACACGGACGGUUCGAGAUCUUGUCACUGGCGGGAUCGUUUCUUCCGCCUCCAGCUCCUCCAGCAGCGACGGGGCUGACUAUAUAUUUGGCCGGCGGGCAGGGACAAGUGGUCGGGGGAAGCGUGGUGGGGCAGUUGCUUGCAUCAGGGCCGGUUAUGAUAAUGGCAGCUUCAUUUAGCAAUGCUGCAUAUGAGAGAUUGCCCAUAGAAGAAGAGGAGAAUGCAAUUCCAGUUCAGGGAGGUUCACUCGGAUCGCCGCCGCCACCGGGCAGCGUCGGCGGCCAGCAGCAGCAGCAGCAGAUUUUACCAGACCCUUCUUUGUUUCAAGGGAUGCCUCCAAAUCUACUCAACUCAAUUCAGAUGCCAAACGAGGCUUUUUGGGCCACCGGCCGGCCACCCUUCUAGGUCCAUUGUCGAUCUGAUUAGCAGAGGGGUAAAUUUCCUUCUUCCUUCUCUUUGUUUAUCAGUUUCAGAUUAUCAAGAACUGAUUCGUAGUCGAAACUUUCCACUGUAUUUCUUCAGAUGAACUUGUGGUUUAUCCUUUUUGUGUUGAGUAAUUAUCUAUUGGGGAUUGAUUCUUU
Molecule: messenger RNA, 1442 nt
Organism: Sesamum indicum (sesame)
Lineage: Eukaryota; Viridiplantae; Streptophyta; Magnoliopsida; Lamiales; Pedaliaceae
Source: RefSeq, a predicted model, not a curated record